Canariomyces notabilis is the source of this 2669-nucleotide messenger RNA. RefSeq lists its product as uncharacterized. Gene Ontology annotation, biological process: regulation of DNA-templated transcription. The transcript is spliced from 2 exons. The record is from RefSeq and is a predicted model, not a curated record. The coding region runs from base 1 to 2202 and encodes 733 amino acids. Gene Ontology annotation, molecular function: zinc ion binding; DNA-binding transcription factor activity, RNA polymerase II-specific. Lineage: Eukaryota; Fungi; Ascomycota; Sordariomycetes; Sordariales; Chaetomiaceae.
AUGGCGUCGUUGGCGCAUGAAGCCGGCUGCGCGCACGCCUCGGUUUCGGUUAGCGACUCUGCAGAUACGGCUCAGAAACCGAAGCGCGUCCGGACGAGCAAGCCGAAGGUCAAGACGGGAUGUAAUAACUGCAAGCAAAGGAGAAUCAAAUGCGACGAGAAGAGGCCCGCGUGCGCAAACUGUAUCCGAUCCAAGAAGAUAUGCUCCGGCUACCCGCCGCCGCCUCGGAUCCCCGGGGGACCCUUUAGCGGAGUUAAGAUCGCACCGAAACCGCUCGCUGCAGCGAGUGCGCCACCUCCGGGUCGCGAGGCCAUCCAGCUACCCCCUAGACGGGCGGCGAAAUACCAGCGACGUGCGACGCCCCCUUUGACGCCAGUUACACCGUCAGAGGUGAUGACGAUGGUGCACCAUCCCUCAGUCAGCCUUCCCUUUCGUGGCCAGGAAGCCCAGUACUUCCAUCUGUUCCGUGAGCAAACGGCGAACGAGCUCUCUGGUUUCUUCGACUCGGCUUUCUGGACACGCAGCGUGCUGCAGGAAUGCCAUUCCGCGGCACCCAUCCGCCAUGCUGUUGUUGCUCUGGGCGCACUGUACAAGACACUAGAGAAGUCAAACGAGUCGCCGCCGUCGUCGCCUUUUGGGGAGCGCGAUCCCGCCGAUAGCGCCCCACGACAUUGGGAAAUGGCCGUCCGGCAAUAUUCCCAUGCCUGUAACGCGCUGGUCAAGGAAGCCUCAGCUGAGACGACCUCUCACAGGACAAGGUUGAUGGCAAGCGUCCUGCUGGCGUGUUUUGACUCUUUCGUUGGCGAUCACAAGCAAGCCAUCGUUCAGAUCCAGACCGGGCUGGGCUUGCUCGAGAAGUUACGUAACGAGAGGAGGCGUGCCUUCCACCCCACCCCCGAGGAACCGGUAGAGGAAGAGCUCACGCAGAUGUUUACCCGCCUCGCGAUACAGGCGAAAUCCUAUGACAUGGCUUUCCACUUUCCCCAUCCGUGGGUCGUCCGUCUGACGUCGUCAUCUCAAUCCCAAGACCCCAGCUCUCCCGCCUCCGAUGCUUCUUCUCCCAUCCCCAUCAAGCAGGAACCUAUCCCGGACCGUUUCACAUCCGUCAUGGAAGCCCGGGUGGCGUGGGACAAGCUCUGCGAGCGCAUCUUCCGCUUCACAGAAACCAUGUUUGCCCACGCCAAAAACGGCGUCAUGGGCGUGCUACCCAGCUCGUUGCAGCACUACGGGAUUUCAUUCAAGACGGACAUCGAAGCCUGGUCGCUAGCCUUUGACCCCAUUCUCGCAUCCCGCACAGCGCCGGGGGUAAGCAGCCAGGAGAAGGCCGGCAUCGCCGUCCUCAAAAUGUUCCAGAUCAUGAGCAAGAUUCUCUUCAUGAUGACCUUUAGCGACAGCGAGAUGCACUUUGAUAAGUUCACGCCCCUGUUUCAGGCCAUCGUGGACCUGGCCGUCGAAGUAGUCGGCGACGAGGAACGGCGGGCCGCUGCACGCCGCUGCCCCGAUCCCCGCCUCUGCCGGCAUCAGCAUCGGCACUGGCCGCCAGACAUCUUUGGCGGCCAUGAGUACGCCGCACGCCACAUUAAGCCCAGCUUCAGCGCCGAUUUGGGCAUCGUCCCGCCGCUGUACGUCGUCGCGACCAAGUGCCGAGACCCCCGCAUUCGGAGGCAGGCUAUCCAGCUGCUGCGCAGCAGCGCGAGAAGAGAGGGCAUGUGGGACAGCGAGUUGACGGCAAGGAUUGGGAUGUGGAUCGCCGAGAUUGAGGAGGAGGAUCUGGAGGUCGAUGAGGGCGGCGGCGGUUCCUUCACCAGCGCGAUCCCGACGCCCGGGGCGAGCCCCGUACAGUCCAUGUCUCGGCCAACGACAUCGGCGUCGGGCGGUAGCCCGCAUGCCUCAAACUCGUCCGAGUUUGGAGAUAGCCCGCUCGGGCCAGGGGGUAAUGCCCGCUCCCGCUGGGAUCCGAUUAGGGGGGCAGCGAGCGCUGCUGCUGUCGGUGCUGUCGCUCAUGGCGGUACGCCUGUCCGGUUGCAGCAGCAGCAGCAGCAGCAGCAGCAGCGGAAAGUGAUACCCGAGGACAGAAGGGUUAUGGUCAGGGCGGUCGAGUUUGACUUGCGCGAGCGGUGGGCUGCGAUCCAGCUUGGAUCGAGGAACUUGAAGACAGGCACUCCGGACCUGAAGACGAGAGUCACGAGAAUCACGUGGUGAUUGAACGUGUCCCCGAUUCGCCCACCACCACCACCUCCUCCUCCGCCUCUUCUUCUUCUCUUUUCCUCCUCCUCCUCCUUGGCGUCUUUAUUCUUUCGCUUCUGAUAUACCCGAAUGGUUUUGAGCGUUACGGUUCGAAUGAAUGGGAAAAGGUUUCAUUUCCUCCUUUGGGUAUGGAUUUCGGGCUCUGCAUGGUACGGAGCAAGAGCGACAAAAACAGAAGGGGCACGCUUGAAUUUCCCGCAACCAAGAUUCGGAACGGAACAAGCUUGGAUCUCGGCCCCUAGAUUUGUCUACUUCAUGACAUUUAAAUUCAUUCUGACCUCUGGGAGGGGAGCGGGUGCUGAAUUGGAGACAGCGCCGAUGGUUUGGAACCGGUCACUCGAGGAUCUGGUAUCUGACAGGAUGGGAUACGAACCUGCGGUUCGGGAAUGCGGCAAAGCAGGAACUGUGGCUUUUGUCGGCUU